AUGUCGGACGCGACGCCUUCCGUGGCUCGCAUGCGCGCCAUCCUGAGCCAGAUCUCGGCCGGUGGGAAGCAUGGAUCCGUCUCCCCUCCUUCUUCCUCUUCUCCUUCAUUGGCAUUGAGCCCUGCAACGCGAUGGAACGGCUGGGGCUUCCAAGACACGAAGCUGUUCGUCAACUCGAACAAAGUGAUCGAAAUCUCCGGUGCUCGUUACGCUGAAGUGUUCGCGAGUGCACCAGACCGUACACUGCCAUCACUGCUGCCAUGGGCCGAGAAACGGCUUGGACUGGACGCUGAUCGCCGCAGCGCGCCUAGUGUCACGUGUGCUGAUGAAUUGCGCGUAAUGAACCAGUUAGACGAAGACGGAGAGGCACACAGAGCUCUUAUGCAGUUUCUACACUUGGCGAGCGAAGAGCUCGGUAUAAAGACUAGCAUGACAGUUGAAGAGCGCGUACGUCACGGCCACGGACAGACCUGUGAAGACGUGUUCCGACUUCGCCACGUACGGGACGUCGAGAGAGUUCCAGACGCUGUGGUGUGGCCCACAAGUCAUGAACAAGUGGAGGUUUUAGUGAAGGAAGUGACGCAUAGAUUUGCAGAUCACGUAUGUACUAUUCCAUUCGGAGGAGGAACCAACGUCACCAACGCGCUGGAGUGUAACCCCAAGGAGCGACGUGCCAUUGUGUCGCUGGAUCUAGGCGAGAUGCGACGUAUUGUGAGUGUAGACAGAGAGAACAUGACUGCAGUAGUGGAAACAGGUAUCACUGGACUGGAUCUUCACGAACGUCUACGUCAUCGUGGCCUUACACUUGGUCAUGAGCCUGACUCGUGGGAGUUCUCGACACUUGGCGGAUGGAUUGCAACUCGUGCAUCGGGCAUGAAGAAGAACACGUACGGGAACAUUGAAGACCUGGUCGUUAACAUCACAACUGUGACGCCUCAAGGGACGAUGCAACGUGCUGCUAAUGUGCCUCGUGUUGCCAUGGGGCCCGACAUGAACAACGCUAUGAUGGGCUCCGAAGGGAUCUUCGGAGUGCACACGAUGGUGACGCUACGUCUUCGUGAGUACCCUACAGUGCAAGUGUACGACUCGCUCAUCUUCCCUAGUCUGGAGCACGGCCUUGCAGCUUUAAAGGAGAUCAAACGUGCUGGGUGUGAGCCAGCGUCACUCCGUCUACUGGACAAUACACAGUUCCAGUUGGGGCAGGCACUCAAAACGUCGUCUUCGACAAAUAAAUUCACUGCUGGAGUCAUCGACUUUGCCAAAAAGACGUACGUGACCAAGAUCCGUGGCUUUGAUGUGGACGAAAUGUGUGCAGCUACUAUUUUGCUUGAAGGAACGAGUCCACAGAAGGUGGCAGAGCAACAGAAAUGUAUCCAAAGUAUUGCCAAACGCCAUGAAGGAAUGGUGGGGGGCGAAGAGAACGGCAAACGGGGCUACUUCUUCACGUACAUCAUCGCGUAUCUACGCGACUUCGCUCUAGACUACUACUUUAUGAGCGAAUCCUUCGAGACCUCUGUUCCUUGGACGAAUGCACGUCAACUUAUCACCGACAUCAAGUUGGCUAUCAACUCUGUAGCCGCCAAGCGCGACGUCAAGAUCCCACCGCUUAUUGCGUGUCGUGUCUCUCAAGUGUACGACACAGGCGUCUGUGUGUACGUGUACUACGGUAUUAACUAUUUUGGCGUCAACGAACCCAUGACACUCUUCCGUGAAACGGAACUUGCUGCUGUGGACGCCAUCGUGCGUAAUGGUGGCGCUCUGUCGCACCACCACGGAGUCGGCAAGCAUCGUCUUGCCUGGCUGCCGGCAGCCAUCUCACCUCCAGCCAUCGCAGCUAUACAAGGAAUUAAGACGGCGCUCGACCCGAAAAACGUGUUUGCUGUGACCAAUUUGCAACCUUUCAAGAACCAAGAAGGGGCUUAG
Molecule: messenger RNA, 1923 nt
Organism: Phytophthora infestans T30-4
Lineage: Eukaryota; Oomycota; Peronosporomycetes; Peronosporales; Peronosporaceae
Product: alkyldihydroxyacetonephosphate synthase, peroxisomal, putative
Exons: 1
Coding region: 1-1923 (640 amino acids)
Biological process (GO): lipid biosynthetic process
Molecular function (GO): FAD binding; alkylglycerone-phosphate synthase activity
Source: RefSeq, a predicted model, not a curated record